This is a messenger RNA of Momordica charantia (bitter melon), 2816 nucleotides long. Its product is annotated as Long-chain fatty alcohol dehydrogenase family protein. Gene Ontology annotation, molecular function: flavin adenine dinucleotide binding; long-chain-alcohol oxidase activity. The record is from RefSeq and is a predicted model, not a curated record. Lineage: Eukaryota; Viridiplantae; Streptophyta; Magnoliopsida; Cucurbitales; Cucurbitaceae.
AUUAACAUAAAUACGAUACUAACUCCUAAGUCAACCCCUAGUCUAAAUCAAAAUUCUCAAAAGUCAAAAAGUUGGUUCUUUCCUUGCAUUGCGCCACGUGUUCUCUCUCCAAAAGCUUUAUUCAUUUAUUAUCAUUAAUUAAUAUUUACAUAAAUUGAAAGAAAGGCAACGGAAGCAUUACUCAUCCUUCCUUUGAAACUAGCUCUGUUACCUGAGAAGUAAGCCACGAGAAGCCAAAAAUGGGAUAUUGCGGUGCGACGGCGGCGGCCAGUUCCGGCGGCGAUGGCGACGGCGAGCAACACCGCCGCCACUGCAUCGUAGAGCUCCACGGCGGCGCCGAUACGAUCCUCAACGGAUCACCGGUGCAAAAUCCACAACAUGCAAAGUACUCCCACAACAACUCCCUCACCGCCGCCGAGAUGGAGUCUCUCGCCGCUCUCUGCGACACAUUCUUGCCCUCCGUCGCUGCCGCCACUUCCGGUCACUCCAAUUUCGAAAGCUCCGCCGCCACUGCCACUGCCGCCUUCUUCCAGACUUCCGCCUCCGCCGCCGGAACUCCCGAGCGGGUGGGAGGGAUGAUAAGUGAGAGAGUGAGACAUCCAAAGAAAUGGAUGGUGAGAUUGAGCCUAUGGAUGUUGUCAACAUGGUAUGGGACAUACAUUCUAUGUGGGAAUGCAAGCCUUUCAAACCACUUCCCAUACUUCCAAACAUUUUCAAAGCUUUCUCACAACAAGAGAGAAAAGAUAGCUCUCUCGUGGUCCCUAAGUUUUUUUCUUCUCCACAGAAUGUUCUUCAGAACCAUCAAGAUCCUCUCUCUCCUUGCUUUCUUCUCUCAGGUUGAUGAGAAGAUGAACAACAUAUCAUGGAAAGCAAUCGACUACCCCGGACCCGACCCCCAAUUUAAACUCGAAACCAGGCAGUCAGAAGCAUCAAACCUGAAUGAAAAUGGCAGAUCAAGAGAAGAAGAGCUUUACGGACCUCUUUUCAGAGGCAUUGUCAAUAUCGAUCAACGACGAGGAGUCGCUGCCGAAGCACUUCGAAAGUUUGGAUUCCCAGUUGCUUUUCUUCCCCCGAGGACCAAAACCGCCAGCCCUUCAAUGAUGAUCAAGUGCGACGCAGUGGUGGUCGGGUCUGGCUCGGGCGGGGGAGUGGUGGCUGGGGUGCUAGCCAAUGCAGGGUACAAAGUGCUUGUAUUAGAGAAAGGAAGCUAUUGUGCCAGAACAAAUCUCUCUCUCCUUGAAGGACAAGCAAUGGAAGAAAUGUACCUUUCAAGUGGCUUACUGGCAACUGAUAACAUGAAUGUGCUUGUACUUGCAGGCUCUACUGUUGGUGGAGGCUCCACAGUCAAUUGGUCAGCUUCAUUUCAAACACCAACCCAUGUGACGAGAGAAUGGUCAGAUGUUUAUGAAUUGGACCUCUUUAGCAGCAAUUUGUACAAAGAAGCAAUGGAAGUUGUCUGCAAGAAAAUGGGAGUUCAGUCAGAAAUUGAGAGUGAAGGUUUUAACAAUGCAGUUUUAAGAAAAGGGUGCGAGGAAUUGGGUUACCAUGCUAUCAAUAUUCCUAGAAACUCACCUGCUGAUCAUUACUGUGGCUGGUGCUGUCUGGGCUGCAAAAAUGGGAGAAAGAAGGGCACGGCAGAGACAUGGCUGGUCGACUUGGUGAGGUCAGGAAAUGGCGCUAUACUUCCGGGCUGCGAAGCUGUUCGAAUCAUGUGGGAGAAGAAAGACGGGAGCGAACGCAAAAGAGCAAAAGGCAUCACCUUUGAAUUUGGGUGUCAAUCCGGAGCAAAGCAGAUGUGCUUGGUUGAGUCCAAGGUGACUAUAGUAGCAUGUGGAGCUCUCAGUACUCCUCCAUUGUUGAAAAGAAGUGGCUUGAGAAACCCAAAUAUUGGCAAACACUUGCAUCUUCAUCCAGUAACUAUGGCGUGGGGUCACUUCCCUGCAGAAACUGAUAAUGAUAAAGCAUGGCCAGAGGAAGGCAAGAAAAGCUACGAAGGUGGGAUAAUGACAGCAAUGUGUAACAUAGGGACAGAAGCUGAUAACGAACCUGGUUAUGGAGGAGCUGUGAUUCAAACGCCAGCAUUACACCCAGGACUCUUCUCAAUCUUAAUGCCAUGGGUCUCAGGGACAAAUUUCAAACACCGUAUGUGCAAGUUUUCGAGGACAGCCCAUGUAUUCGCAUUGGCAAGAGAUAAAGGGUCAGGAACAGUCAGAUCUUCAAGCUCAAUCAGCUACAAAAUGGAUGGUGCGGAUGAGGAGAAUCUACAGAAAGGAGUGGAGAAGGCGUUGAGGAUUUUGGCCGCGGCUGGGGCAGAGGAAAUAGGAACCCACCAUAAUAAGGGAAGGAGCAUAAAGGUAAAGAAAGUGAGUUACCGUGAGUAUGAGAAGUUUGUGAAAGAGGAGAGUUCGAGGCCAUUGAAUGACUUGGCGACGCCAAUCUGUUCGGCGCACCAGAUGGGGAGUUGCAGAAUGGGAAUUGGGCCGAAGGAUUCUGUGGUGAAUCAGAGAGGAGAGACAUGGGAAAUGGAGGGGCUCUUCAUUGCUGAUUCCAGCGUUUUUCCAACUGCUUUGGGAGUGAAUCCAAUGGUUACUGUUCAGGCUAUUGCUUACUGCACUGCACAAUCUGUCCUUGAUACUCUCAAGAGGAAGAGGAAUUGAUGUAAAAAUCUGUGCAUAACAUAACAUGUUAUUCGUAUGUAUGAACUGUGGUGAAGGAAAUGUUUGAUGCUCAUUUCUUGAGUAAUAUUUAUGGUUAAAUAAUAUAAGGAAUAGUGUACUUCACAGAAUAUUAGACAGAAAUGAAACCGUUUAUUCAGA